Cajanus cajan (pigeon pea) is the source of this 3552-nucleotide messenger RNA. Lineage: Eukaryota; Viridiplantae; Streptophyta; Magnoliopsida; Fabales; Fabaceae. The record is from RefSeq and is a predicted model, not a curated record.
UUCCAGUUCAUCUUAUUUUUUUAUUUUGUUUGUUUAAAUCUGUUCACUAUUCUGCUUCAUAUACUAUACAUAAUUAUUUCUAUUUCAAUUUUACUUUCCUAUCUCCUAAGUAAUGCAUCGUUUGGUUGAAGACUUGAAUUCAAUUCCUGUAAUGUUUUUCAGAGUCUGAAAUCCAUAACAAAAAAAUAAUUGUUUAAUUUUUUUAUUUUUAUUUUUAUCAUUUUUAUAUUCUAAAUUUCUCUCUAGAGAUUCAGAAUAAUUGGACCAAGAAAAAGGUUUAUGAUCUUCAGUUAGUUUUCUUUUCACACGCAUUUUGCUGUGAAUUAUCGUGUGAUGUGUUGGUGGGAAUGUAUACUUCCCCCAUUUUUGUUUGCGACUGUAAAGAAAUGUUGUCAAAACGGCAAUUAAAGGAAAUCAGCUGCAGAUUUAAUUAGCACAUACAAGUCCUAUAUCCAUUUCUGAAAAUUUACAAUUAUCUGUAAUAGUUGAUAGCACUACUUUUGAUUUAUUCAUGAGAAGCCAAAUUAGAUAACAUGACCAUGCCUUGUGGAGGAAAUUAACCUCCAUGCAUUUAUGAAUUGAAUAGAUGACGUGAAAGUGUGAUAUGGAUUUUCGUUACCGUUAUAAACCAUGGGAUGGUGGAAGUUGGAUCCCUUCUAUUCAUGAUUUUGCUAUAAUGUAGGAGUACUUAUUUGUUUCAAUUCAUACUCUAUAGGAUGAAAUUUUAGGACUUUAUUUUUUAUUUAUUUUUUAAUUUCCUUACAUAUAUUUGAACCCUUGAUGUUGUUCUAGUAAGAUUGUGAACCUUUGAUUUUGAUUGGCCAUAAAAAGGUUGAUUGAUAGUCAUGAGUUGGAGUUGUUUAUAACCAUUUGAAUGCAUAUUAUGCAAUUAUGAAUUAUCAAAUUACAGUUGACACGUCCAGUAAGCUUGUAAGCUGCAAAGGUGGAAAUUAAAUUAUAUUACUUUGGUUUCUGUAUAUGUUUGGAAAUGCCAAAAUGCCAUCUCUUGAUUCCAUGUGCAAUUUUAUGCAGUUUUGAGUCAUUAAUUGUCCCAGUUUGGUUCCCAUCUUUGCUGCUGUGGCACUUUCAUUGCCAUUUUCCUCUUCUGCAGAGUAUGGCUUGAGCAACUUUGGUUUCCCUAAUGGCACAAAAUACUGUUUCUGGUGCUGACUCGCCUCGGCGACGUCUUUUACGAGAUCAGGUUCAAGCGGUUAAAAGAAAGGAUUCUGAUCGCUAUGAAAUUGUUCCUAUCCAAGAUUCUUUGUCAUUUGAGAAAGGAUUCUUCAUAUUUAUUCGUGCAUGCCAGUUGUUGGCUCAAAAGAAUGAUGGAAUCAUAUUAGUAGGAGUUGCAGGUCCAUCUGGAGCAGGGAAAACUGUUUUCACUGAGAAGGUCCUCAAUUUUAUGCCAAGCAUAGCUGUCAUAACAAUGGACAAUUAUAAUGAUUCUAGUAGAAUUAUUGAUGGAAACUUUGAUGACCCUCGGUUGACGGAUUAUGACACCUUGCUCGAAAAUAUACAGGGUCUUAAAGCAGGGAAACCUGUUCAAGUUCCAAUAUAUGAUUUCAAGUCUAGUUCUCGCAUAGGUUACAGGACUAUUGAAGUCCCUAGCUCUCGUAUUGUAAUCAUAGAAGGCAUUUAUGCCUUAAGUGAAAAAUUAAGGCCUUUGCUUGAUCUUCGUGUUUCUGUCACUGGUGGAGUUCAUUUUGACCUUGUCAAGCGUGUUUUGCGGGAUAUUCAACGUGCUGGUCAAGAGCCUGAAGAAAUAAUUCAUCAAAUUUCUGAAACGGUAUAUCCUAUGUAUAAAGCUUUUAUUGAGCCAGAUCUCCAAACAGCUCAUAUAAAAAUUAUUAACAAGUUUAAUCCAUUCUCUGGAUUCCAAAAUCCCACCUACAUAUUGAAGUCAACAAGAGUUGUGACAGUUGAUCAAAUCAAGGCAGUUAUUGCUACGGAGCAUACUGAAACCAAAGAGGAAACGUAUGACAUAUUUCUACUGCCCCCUGGGGAAGACCCUGAAGCUUGUCAAUCAUAUUUGAGAAUGAGAAACCGUGAUGGAAAGUACAAUCUCAUGUUUGAGGAAUGGGUGACAGAUAGUCCAUUCAUAAUAUCACCUAGAAUUACGUUUGAGGUCAGCGUGCGCCUUCUCGGAGGCCUGAUGGCCUUGGGAUACACAAUUGCAGCUAUCCUGAAAAGAAGCAGCCAUGUCUUUCAUGAUGAUAAAGUGACCAUAAAAACUGAUUGGCUAGAACAACUUAAUCGCACAUAUGUUCAGGUGCAAGGUAAAGACAGAAACGACUGCAAAUUUGUAGCAGAGAAACUGGGGAUGGAUGGUUCCUAUGUUCCUCGCACUUACAUUGAACAAAUUCAGCUAGAAAAGCUUGUAAACGAUGUGAUGGCAUUGCCAGAUGAUCUUAAGACAAAACUCAGCAUAGAUGAUGACUUUGUUUCAAGUCCCAAAGAGGCCCUUUCCAGAGCUUCUGCAGAUAGAAGAAUGAAGCAUCUCAAUCGUGGUAUUUCACAGUCAUAUUCAACUCAAAGGGACAAGAUUCUACCUAAGCUGACUAAACUUGCUAUAAAUAACAGAAGAUUCGAUGGAAGGGCGCUAGAAUCACCUGCACCUAUUGCUAACCAAGGAGUCAUUACUCAACUUUCUGAUCAAAUUUCCACAUUAAAUGAAAGAAUGGAUGAAUUCACCUCCCGAAUUGAAGAGCUGAAUUCAAAGUUUGCUAUUCCAAAAGUUUCAGCCAGUCAACAAAACUUGGCUGUACAGGCUGAGGCCUGCAAUGGCUCAGGCCCCACUUCUUUCUUUGUAACUGGAUUAAGCAAUGGUUCAUUGACUGGAUCACUGCUACCUAAUUCUUCAUCGUCUUCUCAAUUGGCUAAAGAGUCUCCCCUGAUGGAAGAGGUAUUAGUUAUUGCUCGAGGACAACGUCAAAUCAUGCAUCAACUUGACACCCUGAGCAAUCUUUUGCAUGAAUACUUUGGAGAAAGGUCACGCCUGGAUAGACCAGACCAGACAGGCAGAAUGCGUGAACCUGAAUCCGUUGCCAUCCCCCUGGUUCUGACUCUCGCCCUUGGUGCUGUUGGUGUGUUUUUGUUCAGAGGUUUGACAUCCCAAAAGUAAACGUAUAUAUAUAUUGAGAGAAUUUGGUUGGAUACAAACUUUACACUUUCUCAACUGAAAAUAACUGUUUAUUUUCAGUAAAAAAAUUUUUUUUAAAAAGUUUCUAAUUUGUAUCCAAACAUAUUUAUAAUUUCUUGUCAAUUAUCAUCAAUAUUUAUGAGAGAAACCUCAUUAGUGUGUAUAUAUAUUAUAAAAUCCUAAGGUUUCUGAAAAUAAUUACUAUCAGUGAGGGACUGCCUCACAUCAAGUAGUAGUGGACGACCUUAAUGGGCUGAUGGUAUAUUUUAGCAUUCACUAAAGAUGUAGUAUAGAGUUGCGUAGUAUAUAAUAAGCUUCUGUAUAUCUUUUUACUUGUUAAAUAAUUCGUCCACUUGGUGGAAUACUGAACUUGCAUAUAUUAUAAUAUGCUCUUUAUUCUCGCUGGCUUUUCU